AUGGCUCUGCACAAUGCCGCAGGGCGCCUGUCCAGGCACGUUGUGCGGUCCUCCGCCUCCGCCGUCCGGAGCACGGCGUCGCAGACACUUUGGCUUCCCAGUAAUGCGCCUCAGAAGCUUCGAUCGAUGGCAACGGUAGUUCCGCCAGUAACGCAAAAUUCCGCUGGUUCUAAGGGACCGACGGCGAUGGUCUUCCUGAACAUGGGCGGCCCAUCUACGACCGGCGAGGUCAAGGACUUCCUCAGCCGGCUCUUCGCCGACGGUGAUUUGAUCCCAUUCGGGAGGCUACAGAGCUACAUCGGGCCCAUCAUCGCAAACCGCCGGACUCCGAAGAUCGAGAAGCAAUACGCCGAGAUUGGCGGCGGUUCGCCCAUCCGGAAAUGGUCCGAGUAUCAGAGCGCGGAGAUGUGCAAGAUCCUCGACGAGAUAUCCCCGGAGACGGCCCCUCACAAGCCGUACGUUGCCUUCCGCUAUGCCGACCCCUUGACCGAGGAGAUGUACAACAAGCUGUUCGAGGACGGCUUCGGGCAGGGGCGCGGCGGUCGAGCCGUUGCCUUUACACAAUAUCCGCAGUACUCGUGCUCUACAACUGGCAGCAGUCUCAAUGAGCUAUGGAAGUGGAGGCAUAGGCUGGAGGGCAAGACGAAUGACCCUACCCAAGGCAACCAAGACGGGUCCAUCACAUGGAGUGUCAUUGACCGUUGGCCUGCGCACCCGGGGCUGGUCAAGGCGUUCGCGAAGAACAUUGAAGACAAGCUAGCGGAGUAUCCUGAAGAAAGGAGAAAGGAUGUUGUCCUGCUGUACUCGGCUCACAGCUUGCCGAUGACUGUCGUGAACCGAGCAGGUGACCCGUAUCCCGCCGAGGUCGCAGCCACGGUGUAUGCCGUCAACCAGCGCCUUGGGUUUUCGAACCAGUACCGGCUGUGCUGGCAGUCGCAGGUCGGCCCUCAGCCUUGGCUGGGCCCGCAGACGCAGACGUCGGUUGAAGAGUACAUUGCGAAAGGGCAGAAGGACCUCAUCCUCAUACCGAUUGCAUUCACGUCAGAUCACAUCGAGACUCUGUACGAGCUGGACAAGGAGGUGAUUGGCGAGUCCGGGCACGCUGACACGGUCAAGCGUGUGGAAAGCUUGAACGGCAGCCCCAUCUUUAUCAGGGCGUUGGCUGACAUAGCCAAAGCCCACCUGAGCGAGAACCAGGCGUGCUCGAUGCAGAUGGGCCUGCGUUGCCCAGGGUGCAAGAGCGACAGGUGUCUUGAGUCCAAGAGGUUCUUCGCGGGGCAGCAGGCAAGGCUGUAA
Molecule: messenger RNA, 1296 nt
Organism: Thyridium curvatum
Lineage: Eukaryota; Fungi; Ascomycota; Sordariomycetes; Thyridiales; Thyridiaceae
Exons: 3
Coding region: 1-1296 (431 amino acids)
Biological process (GO): heme biosynthetic process
Molecular function (GO): protoporphyrin ferrochelatase activity
Source: RefSeq, a predicted model, not a curated record